GAGCCAUGAGCCGGGCGAGCUUGAGGGCCUUCAGGACACAGCUCAUGUCCGGCAGGAGUUCCUGAGCUCCCUGGAAGGCUUUGUGAAUGUCCUGUCGGGUGCCCAGGAGAGUUUGAAGGAGAAGGUGAACCUUCGAAAAUGUGACAUACUUGAACUGAAAACCCUAAAGGAACCUAUGGACUACCUUGACUCUAGCAAAUAACCCUGAGACUUUGGAGAAAAUAGAGGAUUGUAUGAAAGUGUGGAUCAAACAGACAGAACAGGUUCUCGCUGAAAACAAUCAGUUGCGGAAGGAAGCGGAUGACGUUGGGCCACGAGCAGAGCUGGGGCACUGGAAGAAAAGACUAUCCAAGUUUAACUACCUCUUGGAACAACUGAAAAGCCCCGAUGUGAAGGCCAUGCUGGCAGUGCUUGCAGCGGCCAAGUCAAAACUGCUCAAGCUGUCCAUGAUGGAUGCUAUUCCUACACUUAUAAAUGCAAUUAAAAUGAUCUAUAGUAUCUCUCAUUAUUAUAACACCUCUGAGAAGAUCACAUCUCUGUUUGUAAAGGUGACAAAUCAGAUUAUAUCUGCAUGUAAAGCCUAUAUUACCAAUCAUGGAACCACUUCCAUCUGGAACCAGCCACAGGAUGUUGUUGUAGAAAAACUACUAUCUGCGAUUAAACUGAAACAGGAAUACCAGCACUGCUUUCACAAGACAAAACAGAAGCUUAAACAAGAUCCAAAUGCAAAGCAGUUUGAUUUUAGUGAGAUGUAUAUUUUGGGAAAAUUUGAAACUUUUCACCAACGCCUUGCCAAGAUAAUAGACAUCUUUACAAUCCUCAGGACGUAUUCAGUCCUGCAAGAUUCUACAAUUGAAGGGCUAGAAGACAUAGUCACUAAAUACCAGGACAUUGUGGCAACCAUAAAGAAAAAGGAAUAUAAUUUCUUAGACCAGCGGAAAAUGGAUUUUGACCAAGAUUAUGAAGAGUUUUGCAAGCAGACUAGUGACCUUCAUGUAGGUUGUAUAAUAAAAUUCCUGUUGACAGUCAUGUGUUUAUUUUUUCCUUUCUGUAUAAUGCUGUUAAUCAUUACCCAUUCAGAAGGCAGAGGUGCCUUCAUCAUGGAGGUGACCGAUAGCAACCUCAGCCUGUGUUUUGUGAUUUCAGAUUAAUAAUUGAAGGCUGUUUUUCAUGGAUUAAAGGGUCAUAAAUAUAGCUUUGGCUA
Molecule: messenger RNA, 1204 nt
Organism: Callithrix jacchus (white-tufted-ear marmoset)
Lineage: Eukaryota; Metazoa; Chordata; Mammalia; Primates; Cebidae
Source: RefSeq, a predicted model, not a curated record